This is a messenger RNA of Sitophilus oryzae (rice weevil), 1358 nucleotides long. It is a transcript of the gene ATPsyngamma, whose product is annotated as ATP synthase subunit gamma, mitochondrial. The transcript has 5 exons. NCBI's taxonomy places the organism in Eukaryota, Metazoa, Arthropoda, Insecta, Coleoptera, Curculionidae. The record is from RefSeq and is a predicted model, not a curated record. Gene Ontology annotation, molecular function: proton-transporting ATP synthase activity, rotational mechanism. Gene Ontology annotation, biological process: proton motive force-driven ATP synthesis. Bases 141 to 1025 code for a protein of 294 amino acids.
UUGACAAACCUGACAAAAGGAUGAUAAUUUUUUGUUCUCCGUCAAGAUUAAUUUUUGUUGUUGAGAAAUUGCGAGUCCUAGGGUCCGGAUUAAACUCACCGAAGGCAUUUUUCCAAUAUUCUUAAAGAGGGUAACCGAAAAUGUUGGGUCGAUUCGGUACAGUGGUCACUGUGGUGGCCCAAAAUGCUCCCAUCCAGCAACAACAGAGGGGCAUGGCCACAUUAAAGGCCAUCUCCAUUCGUCUAAAGUCUGUUAAAAACAUUCAAAAAAUCACUCAGUCCAUGAAGAUGGUGUCAGCAGCCAAAUAUGCCCGUGCUGAACGUGAAUUGAAACAAGUAAGACCUAUCGGAGAUGGAGCCAAACAAUUCUAUGAAAAAGCUGAAGUUGGUCCACCAGAAGCAAUUCCAGAAAAGCUGGUUAUUGCCAUGACUUCUGACAGAGGUCUUUGUGGUGCUGUCCAUACAUCCAUUGCCCGUUAUAUUCGUAACGAACUGGCCAAGGACGACCAAAACAUCAAAGUUGUGUGUGUAGGAGACAAGUCUCGUGCUAUCUUGUCCCGUAUUUAUGGAAAGAACAUUAUUUUGGCUGGUAACGAAGUAGGACGUUUGCCACCUACUUUCUUAGAUGCUGCCAAGUUGGCCGAUGCCAUUUUGAAAAGUGGUUACAAGUUUGGUUCUGGAGAGAUCAUUUACAACCGUUUCAAGUCGGUUGUGUCAUACACUACUAGUACUCUGCCUGUUUUUAGCUUGGAAUCAGUUUCAGCUGCCCCAAAACUGUCCAUCUACGAUUCUCUGGACGACGAAGUGAUCCAGUCCUACCUUGAAUUUUCUCUGGCCUCUUUGCUGUUCUACUCGAUGAAAGAGGGCGCAUGCUCCGAACAGUCGUCCAGGAUGACAGCUAUGGAUAACGCCAGCAAGAACGCUGGAGAGAUGAUCGACAAACUGACGUUGACAUUUAACAGAACCAGACAAGCUGUCAUUACCAGGGAGUUGAUUGAAAUCAUCUCUGGUGCCUCAGCUUUGUAAGCGGGCAACCCAGAAAACAGUCUGUAUAAUAUGCUAGUUAUGUAACCACCAAUAUCCUCAGAAAUGUCCCAUUAAAUAUUAAGUCUCAAAUAUUUUUGUUCUUUUUUCGAAAAAAUAAAAUAAAAUUAAUACUAAAACUGAUGUAAUGCAAGUAAUAUUUUUUGGAAAGUAUAUUUGAGUGAAGGUGAAUGGAGAAGAAUAGUAAGCCCAAAGUCUCUAAUAACAUCUAAGAGUUUUUUUUUUGUAUUCAUGUUUACUUCUAUAUACUUAGGUGAAAAUUAUGUAAAAUAAAUGGCGAAAAUAAAGGUACUAAUAUAAUAUGAAAAAAGGUUA